Molecule: messenger RNA, 969 nt
Organism: Caenorhabditis briggsae
Lineage: Eukaryota; Metazoa; Nematoda; Chromadorea; Rhabditida; Rhabditidae
Gene: Cbr-str-148
Product: Protein CBR-STR-148
Biological process (GO): olfactory behavior; G protein-coupled receptor signaling pathway
Molecular function (GO): G protein-coupled olfactory receptor activity
Source: RefSeq, a predicted model, not a curated record
AUGCUCUGGCUCCAUAUUAUCCAAUACACUGGAUUUUUUGCCCAAAUUACGAAUUCCCUCCUAGUCUACCUAAUUAUCACAAGAGCCGGAAAAUUAUUCGGGUCCUAUCGCCACGUCAUGUGCGUUUUUGCACUAUAUUCCUUGAUAUACGCCUGGAUUGAGGUGGCCACACAACCGGUGAUGCAUAUCAAGGGCCCUAUUUUCAUCGUUUAUAUGGAUAGCCCGCUCAAGUCUCAAAUGUGGAUAGGCAACGAAAUCACUUGCCUCUACUGUGGCUCAUUCGCCCUGGUUAUCUCACUUCUAGCCGCUCAAUUUUUCUAUAGAUACGUAGCGAUGUGUCGGCCAGGAAUUCUUCGAAAUCUGGACGGCUACAAAUUGAUUCUUAUUUUUAUCCCUUGCCUGAUUUGCUUUAUUUUGUGGUUCGCAUUUGUAUACUGGGGUAUGGCGAACACCGUCGAAAAACAAGAGUUCAUGAAAGAAGAGCUGAAAUUUUACUAUGAUGAGGAUUCAACAAACAUCCCAUUUAUUGCCCCAAUGUACUGGUCGAUCGGAAGAAAUGGAGAGAAAAUUUGGAAGUUUUGGGAGUGCAUGUCGUCUGUUGGCUGUGUGGUUAUCAUUUGCGUCUGUUUUUCUACUAUUCUCUACUGCGCUUUUAAUAUCUAUUGGUCCAUGAAAAGCGCCCAAUCCCACAUGAGCGCCAAAACCAUCGAGCUAAACCACCAGCUCUUCAUUACGCUAACAUUUCAGACACUUUUGCCAUUUGUCAUGAUGUACAGCCCAGUGGGACUGCUAAUUGUGCUUCCGAUUUUUGAAGUUUACGUUGGAGGAAUCGCUAACUUUGUGGGCGCUAGUUUAGCGGUGUAUCCGUCUUUGGAGCCGUUAAUCGCAAUUUUUUGCAUCAAAGAAUUUCGAAAAACAGUGUUGUGUAAGUAUUUUGGGUCUGCUGACUACAAACUACAAGAUGUUUAG